Theobroma cacao (cacao) is the source of this 1410-nucleotide messenger RNA. The record is from RefSeq and is a predicted model, not a curated record. NCBI's taxonomy places the organism in Eukaryota, Viridiplantae, Streptophyta, Magnoliopsida, Malvales, Malvaceae.
CAUUUUUGUGGUUCUCUUACUCAGAUUGCUCACCAGUCACCGUCAGUACAUUUAUUUCUUUAAUUAACCUUGUUCUUAGUAGCAGCUCCUUUUUACGACCAUUAAUAGCAUGCACCUUCCACCCUUUCUUUUCUCUUUAUAUUGCUUGAGAUCGCCUCUUUCUUCGCCGCAAGCAAAGUGCUCUUAAAUACCGUAUUUGGUGUAGUGUUCCCAUAUCUAGUUCGUCAUGGAGUCUAGUUUUCCAAAUAUAUCUUCUACUUUGCUAGGUGAACUCCCUAAAGAAACAUGGUGGGCUUCUGAUCUUUACAACUGGGAAGGAUUCUGGUUUGCAAGUUCUCACCUUUCUCCUGUCAUGGCCGCAAGAUCAAACUUCCAAGCAAGCAACGAUGAUGUGUUUCUGACUUCUUCCAUAAAGACAGGCACCACAUGGCUCAAGGCUAUCAUCCCAACCAUGAACCCCAAGGGUCGUAAGAAUGAUGAUACUGAUGAUCCUUUGCUCAAACAUCAUCCUAAUGAUCUCAUGCCAUCGCUGGAACUGCAGCUUUUCAAGGACAAUCCAAACCCUGAUCUCACAGCUAUGCCUUCUCCAAGACUAUUUCGAAGCCUUGUCCCUUACCCUUUAUUACCAGAAUCUGUUAAGAACUCCGCUUGCAAGAUUGUGUAUAUUACUCGAGACCCAAAGGACGUGUUUGUUUCAAUGUGGCACUUUAUGAACUCUUGGACUUGUACUAUCGGGCAAGGUCCAUGGAAAAUGAAUGAAGCUUUUGAGAGCUUUUGCAGAGGGGUUCAUGCUUUUGGGCCAUUCCAUGAUCAUGUGUUAAGCUAUUGGAAAGAGAGUUUAAGGAGGCCCGAGAAGAUACUUUUCUUGAGAUAUGAAGACCUGAAGAAGGAUCCAAAGGUGCAACUGAAGAAGCUGGCUUCUUUCCUUGGAAGGCCUUUUGCUAAGGAGGAAGAGGUAGAGAAGGUCUUGUGGAGAUGCAGCCUGGAAAGGCUUAAAACCCUAGAGGUUAACCAAAAUGGAGUCGACCCUUGGCUAGGCAUUCCCUAUAAGCUUUAUUUCAGGCGUGGCAUUGUUGGGGAUUGGGAAAACAACAUCACUGAAGAGAUGAAAGAAAGAUUAGAUCAAGUCACACGCAUGAAGUUUGAGGGUUCCGGUCUGGAUUUUAAACAUUGAGAUUAUGGUUGAACUUAUCUACCAAAAUUUGAAUUCUGUUUUAGUUUCUCAAACUCUAAGAUGUCGUAUUUUCUAUAUGCACUUGUCCAAAUAAUGUAGUGGCCUUCUCUAUAAGAUGCUCUGGAAGUUUACCUGCAGUAAACUUCCCAAGGCUACUAGUCUUGUGAGAAAGUUAAUUUUCCCCUUGAAUAAGCAUUUAUCUUCUCAAUAACCUUUGGUCGAGCUAUUUUAGUUCA